GACGCAUCACAUAUAUUCUAUUUCACCAAACAUACAAACUACACAGUAAAUGCAGGAUCGAAACGCUCUAUUAAAUUUGGUCUUUACAAAUUAGAACUACCAUCGAGACUAUCAUACCCGGUUCCGCCUGGAUAAUUCAGAGUUAAUUUGGUGUCGUCAAUCCUACCGUGGCUAAUUUCGCUUCAAUUCUUUGAGAUUGAGGUUCACGUCAUCCAAUGUCGGUGCCAGUCAGUCGAUACAUUUUCUAUUCAUUUUUUACAUCGACAAAGCGACAAUGACCAUCUUCAUUAUGUCUGACCCCACGAAUUCUAUCUAUUAGAUUUGUCUUUAUCUAUUACUACAAGUAGGAAACUUUAUAAACUUCAAAGCCCCAACCAUACAUCCUCUCAUUCACAUACACACGUACACACACUUCCUCGAACAUUUCAAACCAUAGAUUAUUCACAAAAUCUCACACACACACAAAGAUGAAUCUCCUCACAAUAUCAACACAAAUAAUACUAGCAAUCUUCUUCUUCAUGCAUUCAACCCAAUCCCUCUCCUCCCAAUCCCUAAUCCUCCCCCUCAAAGCCAAGCUAAUCCCCCACCCCUCAAACAAGCUCUCCUUCCACCACAACAUCUCCCUCACCGUCUCCCUCACCGUUGGCUCGCCGCCUCAGGCGGCGACCAUGGUCCUCGACACCGGCAGUGAGCUCUCCUGGCUCCGCUGCCGCAACACCCCCGACGCCGCCUCCCCAUCCUUCUCCCCCUCCCUCUCCUCCUCCUACCGCCCCACCCCUUGCUCCUCCUCCACCUGCACCACCCGCACCCGCGACUUCCCCAUCCCGGCCUCCUGCGACGCCAAACGCCUCUGCCACGUGGCCGUCUCCUACGCCGACGCCUCCUCCGUCGAGGGCAACUUAGCCGCCGAGGUUUUCCACCUCGAUCGGUCAAAUUCCUUUGAUAACGUCACAUUCGGCUGCAUGGACACCGGUUCAUCUUCCAAUCCAGAGGACUUAAAAACAACCGGUCUGGUCGGAUUGAACCGGGGCGGGUUAUCCUUCAUAACCCAGGCUGGUUUUCGCAAAUUCUCCUAUUGCAUAUCCGGCAAAGACUCCAGCGGCGUGCUGCUCUUCGGCGACGCAGACUUCCCCUGGCUGUCGCCGCUGAAGUACACGCCGCUGGUGGAAAUGCCGGCGGCGACGCGGCUCCCGUACUUCGACCGGACCGCGUACACGGUCCGGUUAGAAGGGGUCCGGGUCGGGAACCGGUUACUCCCGGUUCAAAAGACCAUAUACGAACCGGACCACACGGGAGCCGGUCAGACCAUGGUCGACUCGGGCACCCAAUUCACGUUCUUGCUCGGGCCGGUUUAUUCGGCUUUAAAAGCCGAAUUCCUACGACAGACGAAGGGGAUUCUCCGGCCACUGGACGAGCCGGAAUUCGUGUUCCAGGGGGCGAUGGACGCGUGCUUCAGGGUGGAGCUGAGCAGGAGGGCGGCGCCGGCGAUGCUGCCGGCGGUGGCGCUGAUGUUUAGAGGGGUGGAGAUGAGCGUGGGAGGGGAGAAGCUGCUUUACCGGGUCGCGGGUAUGACCCGGGGAAGUGAUGCGGUUUAUUGCUUGACGUUUGGGAAUUCGGAUCUUUUGGGGGUGGAGGCCUACAUUGUAGGGCACCAUCACCAGCAAAAUCUGUGGAUGGAAUUCGAUUUGUCCCAGUCCCGGCUCGGCCUCGCCGACUUCAGCUGCGAUUUGGCCGCGCAAAAGUUGGGGCUGUAAUUUACGAGCAGACGCGGAUUUUUUUUUAUCGUUGUGUAAUUAAUUUACUUGCAUCGAAGAUGUAUAGUGGUUUCAGAUUUCUCGAGUAAAAUUUUGCUUGGUAAAUGCUCGCUGAGCAUAAAAGAUAGUACUUCGUCCGUUUCUUUAUAGUUGAGUAUUUUUCCAUUUCGGGAAGUUUCUUCAUAGUUGAGUCAUUUUCAUAUAAGGCAAUUUUUUUCUCUUUCUUACUUUAUUCUCUCUACUUUAUACUUUAUU
Messenger RNA from Salvia splendens (bonfire salvia), 2009 nucleotides. RefSeq names its product aspartic proteinase PCS1. Gene Ontology annotation, molecular function: aspartic-type endopeptidase activity. The transcript has a single exon. Gene Ontology annotation, biological process: proteolysis. The coding region runs from base 468 to 1754 and encodes 428 amino acids. The record is from RefSeq and is a predicted model, not a curated record. NCBI's taxonomy places the organism in Eukaryota, Viridiplantae, Streptophyta, Magnoliopsida, Lamiales, Lamiaceae.